Messenger RNA from Hevea brasiliensis (rubber tree), 835 nucleotides. RefSeq lists its product as uncharacterized. The record is from RefSeq and is a predicted model, not a curated record. NCBI's taxonomy places the organism in Eukaryota, Viridiplantae, Streptophyta, Magnoliopsida, Malpighiales, Euphorbiaceae. The transcript is spliced from 6 exons. The coding region runs from base 147 to 674 and encodes 175 amino acids.
UUACGAAGCUUAUUCCCAAUUUAUCACAUCACGCCCGUCAAUGCGCAGCGUUUUAACUUUUUAGGAUUCAUCAAAACUGGGUGUAAUGGAACAACAGCUAUCAUCAAUUGCAAGCCGAAGGGUCGGUUCGCGAGAGAUUUGAAUUCAUGGAGGAAGGAGGAGGAGGAGAAGAGCAAGUAAAACCAAAUAGAGAGAAAAUGGAGGAGCUGAAGGAAGGAGUGGCAUCAAUAGCAUUGUUGCCAUGUGGAUCCAUCUCUGGCCACUUCAUCCAGCUUCCCCAGUCCAUUUGCUAUGGUCUUCAUGGCACUGAGUUGGCUUGUGAUAGGGAGUGCAGCAGGGGUGAGGAUUAUCGCUUGAUCAAGCUUACAAUCACCGAUUACAAUAGUGGGAAAGAGCAAGCUGUUGUUGUUGAGUGUAGAGGCCAUGAUGCUGCUCGCUUCCAUAACAUUGAUCAUGCCGAUGGCUGGGAAAAGGACAUUGUAGCUAUGGCAGAACAAAAGCAUGGGAAGCAAAAGACUUUUGUUUCAUUCGAGUGUGAGACACUGAAAGCUGAGAAAGCUGCAGAAGAGCAUAUCAGGAAGUUCAUGCCAAAAUUAGCUGGGCUAGAUGCUGUUGUCAAUAUUGGGCAAAUGAGGCUAUCAGGGUUGGACUUCGAAGCGGACGACAAGCCAUGAAACAGAUGACGUGAGCUGAUGCAUGGCAUCUUUAUAUAUAUAUAUAUUGAGGAAAUCUUUUAUAUAUAUAUAUGUGACUGUUACUAUAUUACAUUUUAGAGUUUUUUUCUAUUAAGUAGUGAAAUUUUUAUAAAGCAAAGCAGCACGCUUUUUUUUUUUUU